Linum trigynum is the source of this 4795-nucleotide messenger RNA. NCBI's taxonomy places the organism in Eukaryota, Viridiplantae, Streptophyta, Magnoliopsida, Malpighiales, Linaceae. The record is from the annotation of a GenBank genome assembly.
CUUCCCGCCCUUUUGAUUUUAUUUGCCCCUUUACCAAGCUAAACCAUUAGUAAAUUAGUGGAUUGAUGAUCCGAUCCAAUUUAACAAAAGCAAAAAAAAAAAGAAGAGAAAUUAGGGAUGGCGACGGAGCAUUUCCGUUUCCCAGCCCUCCAAGAGCCGCGAAUAAUAUGCUUUUCGUUGGACUGUAACGUUAGAGACUUGAAAUUAAAUAAAAAGAAAAAUGAAUAAAUAAGUUGGAUUCAUGGUUGCCACACGACACCAGGUCCACAAAUGAAGCCCAUGGGGGAAGAGGCCUUCGGAAGUCAAUUUCGACGGGCGGGCCCAUAGAUUCUUCCCUAUCUUUGUUAUCUUCUUCCCUUCUCAUGUGGUUACAAUUUCGACCGCUAAGGAUCUUCACCACUCACAAGAACAUAGAGAUAGGCAAAAUAAUCUAGUCCAUCCAAUAAUGGUUCCUCCAAAUUCCUUCUCUUUUUGGGUGAGCAUCACACACUAGCAAAAGAAAAAGAAAAAAAAAAAGGAUAUGCAAAAAUGUAUGAGGGGGAGGAUAGUUCAAAAGGGGAAGAAAAUUGAUAAUUUGAUGGUAUAUAAGGGAUUAUUAUAACGAAAAAAUUCAUUACGGUAAUGAAUUCGAAGUAAAAAAAAAUAUAUUUUAAAUGCCUCUGCAAACAGAGUUGCUCAAAUAUCUUGAAUAGUAUUUAGAACAAGUUAACCUACAACGGGAGUACUUGGGUCAUUUUUGCAGUACUGAACACGAAAUACAAGAUACUAGAAAAUGAGUUUUGAAAAUGUAUCGCACUUAUCGAAAAUCUAAAAAAAUUGUCGUCGACUUUAUACCUUCGUAAUCAUGGUCAUUUCAUCCAUUUUAAAUUUCAUUUUGAUCGUGACGAUCCAUCCUCUUGCCGACGAAUAAAUGUGGGAUUACGACGAGAAUCACCGGAGAUUGUUAUUCCUAAGAUGAAACCCUUUUUUAUGCAGUUACUCAUUGGAUGAUUAAUAUUACAAAUUACUAACUAUAUUUCACUUUUUUCUCAAUUAUAUGGAAACAGAAAAACUAAAGCGGCAAAAAUUGACCAUAUUCCAUUAUGUUCUAGUGGCUUGGCUUGUGCCGUUUCUGAGAUUCCUCCCUCCUUCCCCAAAAUUCCCGCCGAUGCAGCCACGCAAGCAAAGGGUCCCAAGCCAGUUGUGACGAAAGCGCUGAUGCGGGCUCUCCGAUGAACCAAUGGAAAUAAUCCACGUAAGAAAAUGGCUGAGCCCUGAAAUAAUAGCGUCCAGGUUCAAUGAACCACGAAAUCCGAAGCCCUCCUAUUAUUUAACGGUCCCUUCCCAAUACUCCCGAAUCUAAAACCCACCACCGCACAGAAAGGAAAAACAAACAGCAACCAAACAAUCCCGAUUUUCCGUCUCCGAUAUCAUUUUCCGGCGAUUACAAGGCAAAGCACCAAACUCACCAUGGCCUUCGUCGCAACCUCUUCUUCCACCACCGCGAUUUCGGCUUCUAAUCUCGCUCGCUCCACUGGUUCUUCCUCUGAGCCCAAUGCUCCUCGAAUUGGCUCGUUCCGAUUGUUGGACCGUCGCUCCGCCGCCGCCGUCAACCUCUCCUCCCAGAGGCGCGCGUCGUCCGUGAGGCCGGUGAAUGCGGAGCCGAAGCGUAACGAUGGAAUCGUUCCUCUCGCGGCGGCCGUCGCCACUCCCGAAGUGGCGGAGAAAGUGGAGGUGGAAGACUACGAGCAGCUUGCCAAGCAGCUCGAGAACGCUUCUCCCUUGCAAAUCAUGGACAAGGCUCUGGAGAAAUUCGGCAACGAUAUUGCUAUCGCCUUCAGUGGCGCAGAAGACGUAGCAUUGAUCGAAUACGCGAAGCUGACAGGGCGCCCCUUCAGGGUCUUCAGCUUGGACACCGGCAGAUUAAACCCGGAAACAUACCAAUUCUUCGACGCAGUCGAAAAGCAUUACGGAAUCCGGAUCGAGUACAUGUUCCCUGACGCAGUAGAAGUGCAAGCACUAGUCCGCAGCAAGGGCCUCUUCUCAUUCUACGAGGACGGCCACCAGGAGUGCUGCCGAGUCCGAAAAGUCAGACCAUUACGCCGAGCUCUGAAGGGUCUGAGGGCAUGGAUCACAGGCCAGAGAAAGGAUCAGUCACCUGGAACCCGGUCAGAGGUUCCAGUCGUGCAGGUCGACCCGGUAUUCGAAGGGUUGGAAGGAGGAGCCGGCAGCCUGAUCAAGUGGAACCCAGUGGCCAAUGUAGACGGGGGAGAUAUCUGGAAGUUCCUCCGUGCAAUGGAGGUGCCUGUAAACUCACUGCAUUCUCAGGGUUACGUGUCGAUCGGUUGCGAGCCCUGCACUCGAGCUGUCCUCCCGGGACAGCACGAGAGAGAAGGGAGGUGGUGGUGGGAGGAUGCCAAGGCCAAAGAGUGCGGCCUCCACAAGGGGAACUUGAAACAGGACGCUCAGGAAGUGCCUGUCAACGGAACUGCAAACCGAGACCUGUUCGAGGCGAGGAACCUGGUGGCAUUGAGCAGAAACGGGAUGGAGAACUUGUUGAAGUUGGAGAAGAGGGAAGAGCCGUGGAUCGUCGUGCUGUACGCACCGUGGUGCCAGUUCUGCCAGGGGAUGGAGAGCUCGUACGUCGAGCUGGCGGAGAAGUUGGCAGGGAGUGGAGUGAAGGUGGGGAAGUUUCAGGCGGAUGGUGAGCAGAAGGAAUUCGCCAAGCAAGAGCUGCAGCUGGGGAGCUUCCCGACGAUCCUCUUCUUCCCCAAACAUUCGUCGAGGCCGAUCAAGUAUCCGUCGGAGCAGAGGGAUGUUGAUUCGCUGAUGGCUUUCGUGAAUGCUUUGAGGUGAUUUGGGUAUGCGGAAAGGGAAGUAGUUCUGGUUCUGUUGAAGAUGGGAAUAAUGAUGAGCUUCAUGGGAGCAGAACUUAGUUGUUUGCUUCAUGUUAGGUUUGUUAGCAGUAGCAGUGUAAUAGCUGUAUCCUGUGUGUCUAGCUUUUCUUUGAUUGCUGUUUGUAUAGAAAGGGUCGGGGAGAUGGAGAUGAUGGUCGCCUAAAUGAGGCAAAAUUUUGGGUUUAUAGGUUGAUGACAGUGGGGGAGUAAUUGAUGUCGUUCGAUUUGGGAUGUUGUUUGCCGUUUUGGUCGAUAUGUGUAUGGAAAUUGGCAAUGGGAAGUGAAAAUUUGAGGUGGUCGAAUCUGUUAUAGUGGGAAUUACAACGUGCAGUCGGCAGGUGAAAAACAUUGCAGGUGGGUAAACGUGCUUUGUCCUGAUGCUGCAACAGGUGAACACAUGUGGUACUGUUGUAGGACGAAGUGGAAUCAUCAUAGCUAAUGACUAACAUCAUUAGUUCAUUACGUUAACGUUGUGAGCAUGAUGAUCACAAAACAUGAAAGGGAUAAAUGAGGAUGAUGAAGUUUCAGAAAUGUCUAAAAGCAGCAUAUUUUUGGUGUAGGAGGCAUGUGUCGCGGUUAAUCAUGGCAUGAGCUUCAUUCCGAUGAUAAUGAAUAGGAUAUGAACUUCUGAUCGUAUUACUAUUAAUCGUAAUCGUAUUUUGUGCGUUAAUUUUUUUUUCAACUUACAAAACAAGUUUAAUGAAGUAUUUUGUCCAUUGGGCAAUUCCAGAAAAAACACGCGAGAAUGUCGUUUCGUAAUAAAUGUUUUGGAAACCUAUCGCACAGGUCGGUCCGACCGAAAAUAUAGAAUACCAAAUCAUAAACGGUAGGUCGUUUUAGACUUAUAAUGGUAUGAAACAGUUGGAUCACAAUUUAAUCCUGAUUUAAUUGAUAACAACAUACCAUUAACUUUUCUACAUAAUUUUCGAUACGAUUUGACAACAAUUGCCUCCUUUUAUAUUAUAUUGUUCGCCCAAAUGUAUAUGAUAAAUCCAACCUUUUCAUUUCAUCCUUUCACCUUUCCCCCCUCUCUUUCUUACAUUUAUCCCAAAAUAUCUCAUUUUACAACCCUAAUCCAGGGGAAAGUGGGCUGGGUUAUGGGCUCGUAGCCCGUAGGCCUUAAUCCACAUCGUGUCAUCCCCGCAGCCCACGGUGCAGUGUGACGAGAUGAUUAAACCUAUACCAACCAACCCGACGAAAAAUGCCAGCCUGGCCUGGCCCGUGAUUGUCAAGUCCGUGACUUGGAAGAACCAGAGAGACAAGCAAAGCAAGCAGCCAACCCAAGCUAUGGCUCUCUGUCUCUCUGCCCUGUCAGACCUUCACGUCCCUCACUCUUUCCCCCAAAUGACCGUAUAUACCCAUCUCCCGCUCCCUUCUUCCAUGUCGGCCGAUAAGGUCCUUAUAGUAAAUCAAACUCCAAACUUGACUCUUCACUCACUCAACCGGCUCGAUUCUCUGUCGUCGUCAUAAUGGACCAGUAGAAUCCAGAGAGACAAAUAGUUCCUCACCCAAUCUCCCAACUAAAUUCUCUCUUCAAAUCCACCCUGCAGUCAAAAUAGUUUGCGGAAUUUUUAACAGAGAAUUUUGGAAUUAGGGGUCGUUUGCUUCAUGGAUUUAUAAACGAGGGUUUUGUAAUUUAAAAACCCAAGGAUUUAUCAAGGAUUUGAGGCAUCAUGGAUUUGUAACAAUCCUUUGUUUGUUGGGAUGUUUUUAUCAUGGAUUUAAAAGUGUGGGAUUUACUACUUGAAGUCAAAAAUUACAUUACUGCCCUUUUCUAUAUGUUUGACAUGUUUAUGAUAUGUACACAAAACAAGGACAAUACAUACUAAUAAGCAUAAUGUUGCCACAUGGACAAUAAUAAUAAACGAGAAAAUUUCGUUUUAACUUUUAACGUAACAUAAUCAAUUACCAAUUCUUUG